Zasmidium cellare ATCC 36951 is the source of this 855-nucleotide messenger RNA. RefSeq lists its product as uncharacterized. The transcript has a single exon. The record is from RefSeq and is a predicted model, not a curated record. The coding region runs from base 1 to 855 and encodes 284 amino acids. Lineage: Eukaryota; Fungi; Ascomycota; Dothideomycetes; Mycosphaerellales; Mycosphaerellaceae.
AUGCCACAAGACAAUCGCAGGCCAUACGCCUUACCACGAAACCCGAACGAGAGCGAACGUCUGGAUGCACAGCACCGCCUCUACAUCAAAAGUCUCGGAUACAUCCUCCAUCCACGCAUCGCUGCCUCCCUCUCCACGGCGAAUCCCCAAAUCGCAGAUGUAGCCACCGGCACCGGGGCGUGGAUGAUCGAUCUGGCGAGGGAGAUGCCUCACGUCAAGCUCGUGGGGUUCGACAUGUCAGACGCACAAUUCCCAAGCUCCGUGCCGUCGAAUUGUGAGCUACAAUUGCUGAAUAUCCUCCAGCCGGUGCCGGAGGAGUUGCAGGGCAGGUUUGAUGUCGUGCAUAUCCGCCUUUUGAUCGUGGGACUCACGGGCGAGGAUUGGAAUACGGUUGCUCGGCAUGCUAUGCAGUUGCUGAGGCCUGGGGGGUUCUUUCAGUGGUGUGAAGCGGAUUUUGAGUAUAUGGAUGUGCUUCAGACCAAACGCGGUUCGUCGCGGGUUGCGCACAAGGAGCUGUUCGGCUUCGUGCGUGAGGUGAUGCAGAAGCAUGGAAAGCUCGCUGGGGAUGUGGGAAGGCUGGGCGAAACGGUGCGGAAGGCUGGGUUUCAGGACUGCAGUGAGGAUCUGGUGAGCUCGGAUCGGUGCUUGGAUAUGAGGCGCGAGGGUUCGGAUGUCGAGCAUGCGGCUGUCGUGGCCAUUGCUAAAGCUUUUGCUGCCAAUCUCAAGAAUGAGCAUACCAAGACGGAGCAGGAUGUCGAGGAUCUCUGCCGGCGUUGCGAUGAGGAGGUUGCUGAGGGCGAGCAGUAUUGGAGGUGGAAUAUCAAGGUUGUGGUGGGCCAGAAACCAGUGUCGUGA